Molecule: messenger RNA, 4604 nt
Organism: Syngnathus typhle (broad-nosed pipefish)
Lineage: Eukaryota; Metazoa; Chordata; Actinopteri; Syngnathiformes; Syngnathidae
Gene: cadm3
Product: cell adhesion molecule 3
Exons: 10
Coding region: 317-1516 (399 amino acids)
Biological process (GO): homophilic cell-cell adhesion
Cellular component (GO): presynaptic membrane
Source: RefSeq, a predicted model, not a curated record
UCUCGAUUGAUCCAGCCCAGACUGUGUUUUGCUGCAGUGAGCAGCAUCCGUGUGCGGAGAAGCGCGUAAAAACGGGCUCGCAAAGACAACAUACAACGAGGAGGAGGUAAAAAAGAGUGGAGUAGGAGAAGGCGCAAAAAAAGGGAGAGCGCAUCACGCACCUGGGAAAAACGCCAACAGCAGAGCUAAGUGGAGACACUGGGAGGCGGACCGUAACGGUAACCUCCAUCAGGACCCCGCCCCUCGCUUCCUCCUUGGAACUCCCCCACGCCCCGCCAAUUGGGAUUCAACAAGCAGGAUAUCGGCGCCACCAAGCAUGGCUUUCCCAUCAACUCUGUUAUGGAUUGUCAGCGUAAUGACGCUACUCUCGACGGUUUGCAGCAACGUCGUCUUUGACGAGGACCCCCUGCAGCCCGUCACCUCGGACGAGACGGUUUCGGUGGGCGGAGCUGUCACGCUGACCUGCCGGGUGGCCGAGAGCGACAACUCGUCACUGCAGUGGUCCAACACGGUGCAACAGACGCUCUACUUUGGCGAGAAGAGAGCGCUGCGAGACAACCGCAUCCAGCUGCACCGCUCCACGCCCACCGAGCUGUCCAUCAUCAUCUCAGAGGUGCAGCUGUCCGACGAGGGAGAGUACACCUGCUCCAUCUUCACCAUGCCGGUGCGCACCGCGCGCGCCACCGUCACCGUGCUGGGCGUCCCCGAUAAGCCGCACAUCUCCGGCUUGGAGAGUCCAGUGCAAGAGGGCGGCACGCUCAUCCUGACCUGCACCACCACGGGCAGCAAGCCCCCUGCCAGGCUGCGAUGGUUCCGCGGCGACCUGGAGGUUCAAGGGCGGCCGGACGUGGUGGAAUCGGUCCCGGACGAGCCCACGUACAACGUGAGCAGCGAGCUGACGCUGGAGGUGAGCCGCGCCGACGACAACCAAGUGGUCACCUGCGCCGUGGACCACCCCUCGCUCACCUCUGGAGACAAGAGGAGCGACCAGGUGCUCCAGGUCUUGUAUUCCCCGAAUGUUGAGAUAGCGCCCGAGAGCGAUCUGCCUCGCGAGGGGGAGAGGUUUCAUCUCGAGUGUUUGGGCAAUAGCAACCCUGAGCCAUCGUCAUACAUUUGGGAGAAGAAGGACGGUGAGCUCCCCCCGCUGGCCAAAGCCGAGGGCAACUUGCUGCGCUUCGAGACGCUCAACAAGUCAGACAACGGCGUGUACCUUUGCUUUGCCGACAACGGCAUUGGGAGCAGCAUGGGCGAGUAUGUGCUGUUGGUGCAAGACCCGACGGCCAUGUCGACGUCAUCGAGCGUGGACCACGCGGUGAUCGGCGGCGUGGUGGCCGUCAUCGUUUUCAUCCUGCUGUGCCUCCUCAUCGUCUUCGGGAGAUACCUCAUCAGACACAAAGGAACGUAUUUGACCCACGAGGCCAAAGGCUCGGACGACGCACCCGACGCCGACACGGCCAUCAUCAACGCCGAGGGCGGAAACUCCGGAGCCGAGGACAAGAAGGAGUACUUCAUCUAAGGAGGAAGAGGACAGGAAAAGAAAGGAGUGGAGGAAGGAAGGAAGGAAUGAAAGCAGAAGGCGCAGGAAAGAACAAUCUUCCAUUUUGUUUUCACCACUCUCAGUUGGUCGAGGGAGGGGCGAAGUUGGGGGUGAGGACUUUGUCUGCAUCGAUACAGGGACGUAAGAUUUGCACUGACACGCACGCACGCGCACACACGACGACUCACUAACACCUUCUUGUUACGUUUCCAUGCUUUUCUAACUAACUCCAAAAUUGUAACUUACAUUCCUUCCCGAGUUGCUUCCGACAUGAACCCGGCCGGCCUGCACCCACUCCAAGGACAUCCUCCCCCUUCCUCCCCCCCAAAAUGGUACGAGCCGCUGCCAUGCACCAGCCCCGAGGCCUCUCCAUCUACACUACACACCUAUACAUAUAAAUAUAUAUAUAUACAUAUAUAUUAAAAUAUAAGCAUUCUUUUUACUGGGCGGAACCGUGUCGGGCAUGUGGGCCUGUAAAUAGAAAAGGGGGGGGGGGACUUGUCGCUCAUGCAUCUCACUUCCUCAAAUACUCUUAUUGCGUGCAGAGUAUCUGAAAAAAUACAAAAUAAAUGUCAUAAUACAAAAAGUACCAACAGUGGUGUUGCAAUGUAAACUAACUUCGACUGCAAAUAUUUGUAUCGGUUUUGUUUUUAUAUUGUUGUUUUUUAUUUGAUUUAUUUUUUAGUUGAACGAUAGAACUAACCAAAACCACUCAAACUAACCCACAGAGUCCAAAGCUGCUCACGCAAAAGCAGACGGGCAUGCCUCCUGAAACACAUUCCUUGCUUGACACUUUCGAACCGUGCACAAUACAAUACAAAACCAACCAGAAAUCAUUCAAAGAGUCAAAAACAAAAGUUCAUGAUAUGUUUGGCCAUAACAUCGUUAUCAAUGGAUGCAAGCGCUUCUCCUGCUAGUUGAUCUUGCACCGUAGGAAUGGACUGAAAAAAUCCACCGACUCAGGCUGGACUGGACUUAUGCAACCCUGUUUUAGGCUCAGUGGUACAUUCCGGUUCCCGUAACGUAAUGUCACGUUGGCUGGGGAAAGCCAAUGUAAUCUUGCUAAGAGGCUGUGGGUGCUGCGCCAAGGCAAAGUCACAAAGUCAGCCAACAACUUCCAUGUCCUCGUCUCCACGUUCAUCCAUUUCUUUUCAUUCUUUAAUCACUCAGCCCGGGGCGGGGCCAGGCAGGGCUGCGUCCUGAUCCCUUUUGGCCCCUCCCAAUACUGCCCUCACCUUCCAUAUACGUGAUGUGCUGCUUUUGUGGUGGGCUGCCCUCCCUCCCUCCUCCCCGAAUUUAUAGCAUGUAUGAUCGUAUGCUUGGAGCGGAUGCAUUUAGUCUGGAAAAAUGAGUGUAAAAAUCCCCAUCACAUGUUGCUUAGGAAGUCUUCACGGAGAGAGAAGCUGGUAUCGCUGCAAAGUGUUAAUACUUUUGUCCAAAAUCCACAUGUUCUUUCAUGUGGUGUCCCAAUUUUUUUGUCGUACUUCCUGUCGGUAUUUGGUGAAAAAAAUGGUCUCCGCUGAACACCCAAAAAAAAGAAAAUCACAUUUCUCCCUUUCCACUUCCAGGAGGUGUUCUAAUACUUUGUAUAUGUUUACCAUUUUUUGUUUUGGAAUGUUCAGGGAAUCUUCGUUGUAAUCCAGUAAACCCCGCUGCCAAUCAAAACCGGCUUAUUUUUUGUAUGGUUUUUGUUCUCCGUAUGAACACGAGCUGCUAAUUGAGAUGGAUGUUGAUGUUGAAUGCAACGCUUCCUCCCUGUGUUCUGUGUGAAAGACCCUGCCUGUCAAAGACAGCUUUUUUUAUUGUGCAUUUGCUGUUCUCUGUACAAAACCGCAAAUUUCCUGUCCUUGGAGGGCAAUGUUACUGUGUGAAAUGUAUAUUGGGGGUAAAAUGGAUGUGUGAAAUCACACAGUUGCCCUGGACUUUCACACAAAACUUAGCAAAGAUCCUCGUUUGCUGCUUUUGUGUGAUAUUGACCAAUAUACGCUGUUAAUUUCCCGAAUUUACUGCAAAAACUUUUUUUUUUUAUCCCUUUGUUUACUGUUUUCCGUAUGAAAGGUGACAAGAAACUGCAAAUUCCCUAACUGCCUGUCGAUACUGUUUUGUUGUUGUUUAGCUGGUUUGUGUGUGAAAAGCCCCCAAACGCAGCACUAAUUUUCCGUCAACGCAUCAAUUACGUAUGAAAGGUUCCCAGAGGGACUGCUGAUUUUUUUUCUCUAUUUGUUUUCUGCGACCGACUGAUUUGAUGUAAAAACCCCUAAUUCAUUUUUCAUUCCAUUUUUGUUCUGCCUGCAAUUUUGUCUCAUGGAAAGUCCUGCGUGAAAGGCGCUAGCGACCGUAUGGUAGUCUAGCUUGCGUCCUACCAUAUGGUCAGCUAACCGCUACAACAAAGGCGUAUAAAGUAAAAUGUCAGGCGAUUUGUAGCAAUUCUAGCGGAACCCAACACUUGUUUUGUUUUGUCCUCUGCUGCUGGCGUCUGCACACCAGAGGGGGCCCUGUUGUCAAACACCCGAGAUGAAACGCCAAGAAGAAGAAUUAGCUGCGUUGUGCUACCAAAAAGUGUUGUUUUGUAAAAACAUUUUUAAAAUAAUCUGCAAAAAACCCAGCGGACCUAUAUUUGCCUGUAAACAGUCGUCCUGUCCUUCGUCUUAGCUAAUGUGCUAGCAUGUAGCUUGCAUGAGAACCAGUGAGGUGGUGUGUAGUGUAGUGCGCGCGGGACAAAAUGUCCGCCGUCCUCUGGUCUGCAGACGCUGUUCCAAAAUGUUUUUUAUUAUUAUUAUUAUUAAAUUAUGUCAUCUCUUUUUCUUUUGUUUGAUUUAUUUUUUUAGAUGUUUAGAUGCUCCUAAAACUGUACUGUAGAUUUGUUUUUUUGUAUAUAGUAUUUCAUAUCACAACAUUUGUUAAUUGGUUGAAUGAUGAUGUCACCAAGCCGCAUGCUGUGGUUGGCUCCUAUGUUCAAAUUGUACUUAUUUUGAUUUUCUCCUUUAGUUAUUUUUUGUUUGUUUGUUUGUUAAAAAUACAGUUUUGGGUUGUUGACUACAAUAAAGAUGCAAUUGGGUUAAUCUCA